ACUUCGCCAAAGCGCGGCGACAACGGGGUGCUCCUCAAGACACCCGGCAUUUCGGUCGCCAUAUAAUCCCAACCGAACUCACCCAACUCUGGGUGUGCAACGGGCCGGUCUGCACCUUUGCUUAAUUCCGUGUCCUCGAUCAAGAUAAUUCUUCUUCCCAGUAGGUGAGAAGAAGAAGAGCAACUGCUAGCUACCAUACCAAAGCUAGCUAGGUGUGUGUGCUGGUUGCAAGAAAGGGUCCUGACUCCUAGGUAUAUACAAUAUGGGUAGCUUGGGAGAGGUCGACCAUGGCGGCAGGGAGAUGUUCCAUGGCCACUCUGACCCCGUCGUCGACGAGCUCAAUAGGCUGGAGAAUCUCCUCAGAGAAAAGGAGAGAGAGUUAGGACACGCAUACAGUGAAAUAAAAGGCCUAAAGGUGACAGAAGCUCUGAAGGACAAGGCGAUUGCUGAGCUGAGCAAGGAGCUGAAGAAGCAGGACGAGAAGCGGAGGAUCCUGGAGAAGCAGCUUGAGCAGAAGAAUCUGGAUGUAAAAAGAUUAAGCAAUGAGCGGAAGGAAGCGUUAUCAGCACAGUUCGCCGCGGAGGCAACACUCAGGAGGAUCCACUCGUCCCAGAAAGACGAGGAAGUGGUUCCCUUCGAUGCCAUCAUAGCACCCCUGGAGUCUGACAUCAAGAAGUACAGACACGAGAUUGCGGUGCUCCAGGAUGACAAGAAGGCACUAGAACGGCACCUGAAGCUCAACGAGGCAGCGCUUGUCGAGGCCGGGGAUAUUCUGCGCAGCGCGCUCGAGAGGGCGCUGAUUGUAGAGGAUGUCCAGAACCAGAACAUUGAGCUGAAGAAACAGAUGGAGAUCUACCAUGAAGAGAACAGACUGCUGGAGAAGAGUAACCGGCAGAAAGUCCUAGAGAUCGAGAAGCUCACCCACACCAUCGGCGAGCUUGAGGAGUCCAUUCUUGCCACCAGCGAUGUCACCAACGCCGUGCACUUCUACCGGAACCAGACUGCCAGGUUGAAUGAGGAGAAGAAGACACUCGAGAGGGAGCUAGCUCGAGCCAAAGUCUAUGUCAACCGUGUGGCAACGACAACGGCAAACGAAUGGAAGGAUGAUGCUGACAAACUGAUGCCAGUCAAGAGAUGGCUGGAAGAACGAAGGCUCCUGCAGGGAGAGAUAAAGCGGCUGCAUGACAAGAUAACCAUAGCCGAGAGGUCUGCGAAGGCGGAAGGCCAACUCAAUGACAAACUCAAAAGGAGAGUGAAAUCAUUGGAGGAGGAAGUGAAAAAUGAAAAAUCUAACGCGCCUGCCAAGGAGGCCAACACAAAAGCCACCUCAAACAGAUCAACAUCUCAACCAAGACAAGCAAGCACAACCAGAAUGUCACAGCAACCGUCCUCGUUUGAAGGUAUUGUUGACAGGAGAAGGCCAACGUCUCAACCAAGGGCGUCCACAGCAGGGAAGAUGCUGAAACAACCUAAUUCAGGAGCCGAGUCUGUGGAGAAAGUGAAAAUUGUUAAACGAACUGACAGUCCAAGAGCAAGAAUUGCUGCUGCAGGUAGAGGAGAACGUCCUGCGAGGAAUCACCUGUGGGCGACGAGAAGUAAAGUGACCAGCGAUGCUGGGAAAGAAAACAAAGAACAGAAUCCAAAUUAUAAGCUACACUUGAUUACUCAACAUGUGCAAGGACACAGUGGCGUGAAGACACAAGCUGUAUUUGAUGCUAAUGGAGAUUGUGGAGUUCAGUGCAGUAAAGAUCAUGAAGACAUGGAUUUGGAGAGCCUGGAUGAGGGAAAAUCUGAUACUUCUAAUGCUGCAAGGAGUACCAAGGGUAACAGGGAAAACUGACGAUUUUCUUUUGCAAAGAGGAUACCUAAUACCAGAAGGGCGAGUAGCAAUUAUCAUGUACAGAUGCAGCGUUGUGAUUUUGAAGAGUGUGUAUGCCUCUCAGCAAAUUAUUCAACUUGGGAGAUUGUUUGAACAACAAAACCACAAGCUCAUGUUGUCUUGUUUCUUUAUUCUCUCUUGUACAUGUAAAAGCUGUGCCUGGUCCAUAAGGUUUAGCAAUGCAAUUUGUGCUUAUAAAAAAUAAAAAUGCAGUUAAGGGUGUUUUGGGGAAAGGUCCAUUUACACAAAAUAAGAAAGUUGGUGCUAAUGUAAUGGAAGCAAUGCAAAGAGAAGUAACGAAUGUGUCUAUGCUGUUUAUUUGAAUUUCUGUUCUAUAAGUAUUCUGUCCCCAGUUUC
This is a messenger RNA of Brachypodium distachyon (stiff brome), 2236 nucleotides long. Its product is annotated as microtubule-associated protein 70-4. Gene Ontology annotation, molecular function: microtubule binding. The record is from RefSeq and is a predicted model, not a curated record. The coding region runs from base 263 to 1840 and encodes 525 amino acids. The transcript has 10 exons. Lineage: Eukaryota; Viridiplantae; Streptophyta; Magnoliopsida; Poales; Poaceae. Gene Ontology annotation, biological process: cytoskeleton organization.